Messenger RNA from Lycium barbarum (goji berry), 852 nucleotides. RefSeq lists its product as uncharacterized. The transcript has a single exon. The coding region runs from base 147 to 695 and encodes 182 amino acids. Lineage: Eukaryota; Viridiplantae; Streptophyta; Magnoliopsida; Solanales; Solanaceae. The record is from RefSeq and is a predicted model, not a curated record.
ACUUGUAGUCAUACAAAUAAACAACUUAUAUAUUUCGACACAACCAUUUUCAUCAUUUCUAUAAUGAGCCGUAGUCCAAACUGAAUCUAAAAGCACCUCAAUCCCCUAGUCUUCUUAUCUCUCAAGAACUUCUGUGCAAAUCUAUAAUGAUCAGUAAUUGCAGUGAGUUUCAUGUGCAUCACCAGAAAUCAUUCAGAAUUAAGCAUGAAGACACCACCAAGUUCUUCUCCAAACUCCUUUCCAAAGAAAACACCAAUAAGCUAGCCAUCCCUUCUUUCAGAAUCUACUAUGGUGAUAAUGUUCCAAGUUCUGUUCCUUUCAUUUGGGAAUCUCAACCUGGCACUCCAAAACAUACACUUUCUCAAACUUCACAUUAUUUGCCUCCUCUUACUCCCCCUCCGUCUUACUACAAAAAUAAUGAUAUUAACCAAAAACCAACUAGAAAGAAUUCAAGAUCCAAGCUUUUUCAUGCACUCCUCAAGAAACUGAUCAAUCCAAAGAAACCCCAUUUUCCUCUAUCACCUUCUUCUUCUUCAUCGUCGUCGAUUUCAUCAUCGUUAUCGCGGUCGUCUUCUUCACAUUCCUCAUUCUCUGCUCCUACAACACCUUUAAGUAAAUGUGGUGGAUAUCAAGCUGGUGUUUUUAUGACGAAGAAAGCUCUUUUUUCCGACCUCAGUGGCCGUAGAUCUAGUUAAGGUUCUCAUGUGCGUGCUACUUCUUGUAUUUUUAUCAUUUUUAAUUUUAUUCCCUCUAUUUUCUGGUGUUAAUUUAGCUGUUGUAUGCACAAAUGCAAACAUCAGCAACUUAUUGAAGACAUCAUUAAAUAAAAAUAAAAGUAUGUCUUCUUCUUAA